AUGCUCGUCUCGUCCCCCUUUGGUGCUCUCUCCCUUCUGGCUCUAGCAAGUCAGACUCUAGCCGCACCCGCAGAGAAACGAUUCUCGUCGAACGAGGUCAUCUACAUAGCCAACUGCGCCAGUGGCCAACCAGAAGAUGUCGGCGGAGUAGCAGCGCUGUACUACAGCAACAUCGCCAACAGCCACAAUCUGCAAAGCCCAGAUUCUCGGUCCGAUCUCAUCAAGGCCCCAUACCCCGACCUUCCACAGGUAGAAGGCACCACUUUGAAGUUCCAAUUCCCAGACAGCAAUGUCAGCUUCAAUAGCCACAUUGCCAGCAACGGAGGGAGCCUGAGCACGGGAGCGGCUGCUGGGGACGGCGAUCAACUGGUGAACCACAAUUUCAACAAGAAGUUCUCCUGCUUCAAAGACAACGGCGACCUCCUUACUUCCUCCAAUGAUGGCUUUGGUCAUACGGCUACUUGCAACAAGCGUUACUACUGCCGCCCACAUCGUCUUGCCAACAUGAAGACUCCAACGAUCUCUCUCGUGGCUACUCUCUGCCUGCUCCAACAUGCCUCAGCCGACGCGUUCUGGCUCGUGAAUUGGUCCAAAGGCAGCGACAUUUGCAGCGGAAUGGCAUAUUUUGCCGACAACAACCCCUCCGGAAGCGGCAACAGGCCAAAUGACUACGUCGACGUUUCACCUCACGGACAAAAUGUGAAAUGGGAGGGACACACUACAACAGGAUACUAUCCUUCGUCCAAGGUCACAUUCAAGGCGAAGAUUGCAGAUGGCUACCUGAGCAGUGGACCUGGAAAUGUAUGGGGCACAGCAGUUCAGUACAGCUCCAACGGGAAGAAGUACUUCACAUGCUACGCACCUGCGUACGCCGGCAAUGGAAAUGUAGGGUACGAGGAGAUUUACCAGGUGGAUGGAUGGUCUGUACAUGGGAUAUUCGAGUGCAGCGCUAGUUAUGCCGGAAGUGUACCUGGGUGGACGGACCCACAGUGA
Messenger RNA from Zasmidium cellare ATCC 36951, 993 nucleotides. RefSeq lists its product as uncharacterized. The record is from RefSeq and is a predicted model, not a curated record. Bases 1 to 993 code for a protein of 330 amino acids. NCBI's taxonomy places the organism in Eukaryota, Fungi, Ascomycota, Dothideomycetes, Mycosphaerellales, Mycosphaerellaceae. The transcript is spliced from 3 exons.